CCGGCACCAUGGGCUCCAGGCUUCCACGGACCGCCUGCCUACUGCGACUUAUCGCACUGUGCAUCCUCCUCUCGCACACCGCAGCUUAUUUUGGGCUGACAGGUCGAGAACCUUUGGUGUUUCUUCCCGGGCCCAUUUCCAACGACGCUCCUAAUGGAAAGGCUCACCUGAAGCAGUGCGAACAGAUGACCCUGACCCGGCGGCAGAAGAGGCUGUGCCGCAGGGAGCCGGGUUUGGCCGAGACGCUGCGUGAGUCCGUGCGCCUCAGCCUCCUGGAGUGCCGCUACCAGUUCAGGAAUGAGCGCUGGAACUGCAGCCUGGACGGACGAGGGAGCUUACUGAAAAGAGCCUUCAAAGAGACCGCAUUUCUCCUGGCUGUAUCUUCGGCCGCUCUGACGCACGCCCUCGCCAAGGCGUGCAGCUCGGGGCGCAUGGAGAGGUGCACGUGCGAUGACUCCCCGGGCAUCCAACAUCGCGAGGCCUGGCAGUGGGGCAUAUGUGGAGACAACCUCAAAUACAGCACCAAGUUUAUCAAGAAGUUCCUGGGCCAGAAAAGAGUCAGCAAGGACUUAAGGGCACAGGUUGACGCCCAUAACAUUAACGUUGGAAUUCGGGCGGUGAAGAGUGGUCUGAAAACAACCUGCAAAUGCCAUGGGGUAUCUGGUUCCUGUGCUGUCCGGACGUGUUGGAAGCAGCUUUCCCCUUUUCACGAUACGGGACGGCUGCUAAAAUACAAAUAUGACAAUUCAGUGAAAGUCCUGAGUGUAACCAAUGCCGCAACUGGAGAAACAGAACUAGCUGGGCCACGGAAACACAGACAAAACCUACGCACUACUGAUCUGGUGUAUCUGGAGGACUCCCCUAGCUUCUGCAGAGCAUCGCGAUACUCAGCAGGGACAGGGGGGCGGACUUGUUCUAAAGACACCACCUGCCAGAGUUUAUGCUGUGGGCGAGGGUACAAUACGGCCAUGAGACUCACCAGUUUGUCAUGCCACUGUCAGGUGCGGUGGUGCUGCCAUGUGGAGUGCCAAACAUGUGUCCGAGAAGAGGAAGUAUACACCUGCAAAAAUGCGUAG
Molecule: messenger RNA, 1076 nt
Organism: Boleophthalmus pectinirostris (great blue-spotted mudskipper)
Lineage: Eukaryota; Metazoa; Chordata; Actinopteri; Gobiiformes; Gobiidae
Gene: wnt9b
Product: wingless-type MMTV integration site family, member 9B
Exons: 4
Coding region: 9-1076 (355 amino acids)
Biological process (GO): multicellular organism development; neuron differentiation; cell fate commitment
Cellular component (GO): extracellular region
Molecular function (GO): cytokine activity; frizzled binding
Source: RefSeq, a predicted model, not a curated record